Episyrphus balteatus (marmalade hoverfly) is the source of this 477-nucleotide messenger RNA. RefSeq lists its product as uncharacterized. The record is from RefSeq and is a predicted model, not a curated record. Bases 115 to 390 code for a protein of 91 amino acids. The transcript has 4 exons. NCBI's taxonomy places the organism in Eukaryota, Metazoa, Arthropoda, Insecta, Diptera, Syrphidae.
UUUAUGCACUUCGAUACUCGUUCUCGCACUGUGAAAAUUUCCAAUUUUUUUGAUUAUUUUCCUUAGCACACUGUCAAGUCAGAGUGGUUAUAUAAUUCCAUUAACUUAAUCAAUAUGUUGGUCAAACAAUUUGUAUCCCAAGCUCUUUUGUUGAGAAAUGCUGGAGCUUUGUCUCGUGCUGCCUACCAUGCCGGUGGACACCACAAGCCCUCAACCAUGAAUGACUUACCAGUCCCAGAAGGAGAUUGGCAAGAACACCAUUCUCGUCAAAACUCCAAAUACAACGCAGUAUUGUUAACUGGAAUUUUGGUUUUGGCUGGUUCAAUUGGAUUUGCCAAGUCAUCAGGAAUUAUCUUCUUGAACUCCAAACCACCAAAGACAUACGAAUAAACAACAACAAUUCCAUGGAUAUAAAAAUAAAUGUAGCAAUUUGUUAAUUAUUAUUAAAAUAAAUUAUUCGCAAUUGCGCUAAGUGUA